AUGGAUGCAUUACCCCACAUGACUGUAGACAUAGAGGCAUCUCAGCAACAGAUUGCUUUGAGUUUCCAACAAGCCUCCAACCUCAUGCAGACAAUGGAAGAUCAGUCUCAUUCUAACAUAUCUGGGAAUACAAAUGACAAGGGUCCUUCAGGAUUCCAAGUCAUGAAUACACAGCAGGUCAGCCAAGCCAUUCAAUUUGUAGGCCAAAAUCAUCUGAGUCAAGGCUGGAAUGGACUAUGUAUCCAGGGGGGUCAGAUCAUCCAGCAACAGCCACAACAGUUUGCCAUUGUACAUACAAAUGCAGCAGGGCAGCUCACUUGUGUUCCGCUUAUUCAAUCACUGCCCAUCUCUACGAUAGCCCAAAGUCAGCAGGAGCAAUCAGUGAUGCCUCAAGUGAUUUUAACCUCUGGGAAUUAUAUGCAAUCAUUGUCGGGAACCCAAGUCCUGAUCCCAACACCACAAGGACUUGCUGUGCAGCAACUUUUGACUCUCCCCAUGACAUCACCAAUGGUGUCAUUCCAGAAUGGACAGUUAGUUAGUGCCCAGGCAUCUCCAGUUCAGCCCCCACUUGGGUCGUUGAUCUAUUCCACACAGCCUCAGGCUUUGUGCCAAGAGACACAGCAGGAGCAGCCCAUAGAAACAAACCAGUUAAUGCCUUCCAAUAAUGAUGGCUCCACCAUGUGUAGCACUCAAGGAAACUCAUCGAGUAAUGUGACUCACAACAAUUUGAAAGUGGAAAAUCCAGACAUUAUUGCAUCCACAGUUGCAUCUGUGACUCCAAUAUUCUCCACUUUCACACCUGAGAUGGUCCAGGAGGUUCAAGACCAGCCAACAAUCAAUGAGAUUUCUCGUGAAGGUAACACACACAUUGUGGAUGGAGUUGACUUGAAAGAAAUCAAGGAGUUUGCAAAAGAGUUCAAGAUGAAGAGACUGGCAAUGGGGCUAACACAGACACAGGUUGGACUUGCUCUUUCAGCUACAGCUGGACCAGCUUAUUCCCAGUCUGCCAUUUGCCGUUUUGAAAAACUGGACAUCACUCCCAAAAGUGCCCAAAAGAUUAAACCAGUUUUGGAAAAGUGGAUGAAGGAAGCAGAAGAGAGCUACCAGCUGGGGAGACCACCCAAUGGAGUGCACAUCCAUUCACCAGAGCACACUAAGAAGCGUAAGAAACGCACAUCGUUCUCCAAUCAGGCUGUGGAGUACCUUAAUGAGUAUUUCAAGAAAAAGACACAUCCAACAGGCACGGAAAUCAGUGGAAUUGCCCACCAGCUGGGCUAUGACAGAGAAGUAAUACGGAUUUGGUUCUGUAAUAAGCGGCAAGCUCUGAAGAAUGCUGUUCGUCUCACUAAUAAAAUCCAGGCUCCCCGAUCUGGAAACCCCUCAGGAACUAUUCCCAUUGCCCCAGCACUCCCUGAUGUUUCAAUUAGUACAGUGAAUGCCAGUUGA
Messenger RNA from Darwinula stevensoni, 1446 nucleotides. Lineage: Eukaryota; Metazoa; Arthropoda; Ostracoda; Podocopida; Darwinulidae. The record is from the annotation of a GenBank genome assembly.